AAAUUGUUUAUGAAAAUUUUAUGUUAGUAUUAACUUUGAAACUAGUGAUUGGUUUAAUAUUUUUUAUACUAAUUUCAGUAAUUAUAUUUUGACUCAAUAAUGUCGGGGUAUAAUAAUUAUGAAAAUUGGCCGCAAGAAUCAACUUCAAAUACAGAUGAAGAAGAAUUGUCGUCUCCUGAAAUUGAACAGGAUGAUAGUGACGACGAUUCUGAAACAUCAACAUCUAGCACGAGUACAUCUGCAUCCAGUAGUAGUGGUAGUAGUCAGUCAGGCUCUGAUUCUGAAAGUACUAGUACUGCAGAUGAAGACGAAACUAUAUCACUCAAAACUGAAACUGUAGUGGCUAAUAAAACUGAGCUUAGUUUACCUGUUGGAAUGUGCGAAGAUGAAGAAGUUUUCAAGCAACUUUUUUCUGUUAAUUCUUGGGUAUGCUUAAGUGACCAACAAAAGCAACAUUUAAAGAAUUUUCUUCCAACUUUUCCUGAAAAUGAUUUAAUGGAAAAAGAAAUCACUUUAAGAAUGCUUUUUGGUGGUCAAAGUUUUCGAUUUGGAGUUAAUCCAAUUGAUGAUUUUCAUGACAAAUUAAAAAAUGGAUAUUAUCGUCCUGAUAUUGUUAAAAUGAAAUCUUUGUUAAGACGUACUCUCAAACAAAAAAUAUAG
This is a messenger RNA of Sipha flava (yellow sugarcane aphid), 660 nucleotides long. Its product is annotated as nuclear factor related to kappa-B-binding protein-like. The coding region runs from base 100 to 660 and encodes 186 amino acids. NCBI's taxonomy places the organism in Eukaryota, Metazoa, Arthropoda, Insecta, Hemiptera, Aphididae. Gene Ontology annotation, molecular function: protease binding. The record is from RefSeq and is a predicted model, not a curated record. Gene Ontology annotation, cellular component: Ino80 complex. The transcript is spliced from 2 exons.